UAUGAUUUGUUUGGCUGUUAUUUUACUAUUUUUAUUCUUUGUGUUCUUCUGGUAAGGGAUAUAUAAAUAUAUAUAUUUGCAUCGGUCCUAUAAUCUUGAUUACAUACAAUACUCUUCUCCUCGAAUUCCAUGGAAGAAGCUAUAGAGCUGGUUUUCAUUCCUGCCCCAGGAAUGGGGCACCUUGUUUCUGCAGUUGAAGCCGCGAAGCUCUUCCUACGAACACGCCCUCGCCUCUCCAUUACAGUCUUCAUCAUGAAGUUGCCGUUUGAUUCCAAGGUUAGUUCUUACACCGAAUCUCUACUCGCCGUUGCCGAUGAUGACGAGAGCUCCAGGUUGAAGUUCAUACCACUGGCGGUGGAUCCUCCCGAGCAUUUGAAGGACCACCCCGACAAGACGCUCUUCUUCCGUUCAUUCGUUGAAUCUCAUAAGCCGAAAGUCAGGGACUGCGUUAAUGAGAUGAAGGGUUCGAGGAUAGCUGGGUUUGUUGUGGAUAUGUUCUGUGACGUCAUGAUGGAUGUGGCUGAUGAGUUGGGGCUCCCCACCUAUGUGUUCUAUACUUCCGGCGCGGCUAUGCUCGGCCUUCACCUCCAUCUCCAAAGCCUCAGAGACGACCACGGCGUGGAUGUCACGGAGUUUAAGGAUUCCGACCCAGAUCUGAGCGUCUCCACUUAUUCCAAACCGUUUCCGGUCAAGUUAGUGCCGGCGGUUGCGUUGCUUAAAACCGGCGGGUCAACCAUGUUCCUGGACAUUGCCAAACGACUCCGACAGGCGAAAGGCAUCCUCGUCAACACCUUCUUCGAGCUAGAGCCACACGCGCUUGAAUCUCUGUCCAGAGAUAAGAACGUCCCACCCGUGUACCCGGUGGGACCCAUACUCAACAUAAAAAGUGAUAGCAACGGAGCCGCCGGCGAAAUCCUGACAUGGCUGGAUGACCAGCCGGAUUCAUCGGUUGUGUUUCUUUGCUUCGGGAGCGGCGGGAGUUUCCCGGAGUCUCAAGUGAAGGAGAUUGCUCACGCGCUUGAGCGUAGCGGCCACAGGUUCUUGUGGUCCUUGAGGCAGCCCCCGUCCGGAGGCUCAGUAUAUCCGGCUGACUACAACAAUCCCGAAGAAGUCUUGCCGGAAGGAUUCUUAAAAAGAACUAAAAGCAUCGGAAAAGUUAUAGGAUGGGCCCCACAAGCUACCGUCCUAGCUCACCGAGCUGUAGGCGGGUUUCUCUCGCACUGCGGAUGGAAUUCAACUCUAGAAAGCGUUUGGUUCGGAGUGCCCAUGGCAACAUGGCCAAUAUAUGCAGAGCAACAGGCAAAUGCAUUCCAAUUGGUAACGGACAUAGGAAUGGGAGUUGAUGUUAAGAUGGAUUACAAAAGAGAUAUGAUGGUGGGAUAUACAGGAGUUUCAGAAUAUGUGACCGCCAAGGAGAUCGAAACAGGAAUCACAAGUCUUAUGGACCAUCCUGCUACCAAUCCUGUUUGGAUAAAAGCUAAUGAGUUGAAAGAAAUAAGUAAAAAUACCCUACAAGAGGGUGGCUCGUCCUUUAAUUUUCUUGAAAGUUUCUUUGAAUAUGUCGUGAAGAACCUCAAAUAGUUGAAUUAAAUUUGAAAAUUUUUAUUUUCUGUACGUUAAACAAUUUACGUUACCACAAUUCUACUCUGUCUUGCACAGAGGAUGAAACAUUGUAAGUUGUAAUUUACUUUUGACUAGUUUUGCAUGAUGGGAUAUGCUAUCUCAUUCUUCAUUUGCUACUAAAUAACAAAAUUUCCGCUCUUAAA
Molecule: messenger RNA, 1766 nt
Organism: Ipomoea nil (Japanese morning glory)
Lineage: Eukaryota; Viridiplantae; Streptophyta; Magnoliopsida; Solanales; Convolvulaceae
Product: anthocyanidin 3-O-glucosyltransferase 2-like
Exons: 1
Coding region: 130-1581 (483 amino acids)
Molecular function (GO): UDP-glycosyltransferase activity
Source: RefSeq, a predicted model, not a curated record